AACAGUGAAGCCUCCGGAGCUAUAUAAACAACCUGACGUUCAACUUUCUACAACCAGAGAGAUCGACCAGUUGGAUAUGCAUUUUGUGCUUGCCUCCCACAGCCCCUGCUUAGCCUCUUUUCCCAUCGUUCAACACUUAUAAAUGGAGUAUGCUAAUUUACGACGCCAAGCAGCAUCCUUGAAAAGGAGCCUCUUUGAUCAGGGGUAUUUGGAUGAGCAAUUUUGCCAGGUUGAGGACUUGCAGGAUGAAGCAAGCCCCAAUUUUGCAGAAGAAGUGGUCUCCUUGUUCUUCAAGGACUCAGCGAGGCUAGUGACAAACAUUGAGCAAGCUAUGGAGAAGUAUCCAAAAGAUUUCAAUAGAUGGGAUGCACACAUGCAGCAGCUUAGAGGCAGCUGUUUUAGCAUCGGCGCUUCUAAGAUGAACAAUGAGUGCACAUCCUUCAGGAACAGCUGUGGAGAAGAAAAUGCUGAAGGUUGCAGGAGAACUUUCCAGAAAGUGAAGAGGGAGCACGCUAUCCUUAGGCAGAAGCUGGAGUCCUAUUUCCAGCUGCUGCGACAGGCCGAUCCUGCCAGGACCGCGACCAGGCCUGGAAGCAUGUAAAGCGCUGGCCGCUGGCGCUUUACAGGGAGAUGAACCAGUAUAUAUCUCUAUAUGGGAUCGUUGCAGAGAAAGAAGACCCAGGAACAGGAGACAUGCCUGGUACUGCCAUGGGUGCUAGCUAGUUCAUUGAUGCCUGAAAGAUACCAUAUAAUGAUCAUAAAAAAAAGUACUCUAUCAUACUAUAAUCAUAAGGACGCCAUGUUGGUGUCCUGUGUCUGAUAUAGUCGUAUCAUGUCAUGUCCGCGCUUAUGUACGAUAAAUAAAACCAACCGAGCUUGCAAGUGUCUGUUGUUAAUUAAUUAUUUACAACAAGCUUGUGAAUGAA
Molecule: messenger RNA, 926 nt
Organism: Triticum dicoccoides
Lineage: Eukaryota; Viridiplantae; Streptophyta; Magnoliopsida; Poales; Poaceae
Product: pseudo histidine-containing phosphotransfer protein 5-like
Exons: 6
Coding region: 143-601 (152 amino acids)
Biological process (GO): phosphorylation; cytokinin-activated signaling pathway; phosphorelay signal transduction system
Cellular component (GO): nucleus; cytoplasm
Molecular function (GO): histidine phosphotransfer kinase activity; protein histidine kinase binding
Source: RefSeq, a predicted model, not a curated record